AUGUCGCGUGAUUUUAUCGGUAGUAAAAUAGCAAUUAUUACAAAAUCUCAAUGUCGAUACGUUGGAACAAUUAUUGGAAUUGAUUCACAAACAUCAUCGAUAGUUCUUGGCAAUGUCAGAUGUUUCGGUAUUGAAAAUCGUUCAGGACAUUUAACAAAUGGUCAUAAACCUGGCACCAUAUUGCCAAUCAUGCAAUUUGCAAAUAGCGAUAUUGAAGAUUUAAAAAUUGUUGAUGAAGAACAACAAACACCAGGAACUCCACAACAACCAUCAUUUUCAAUGCCUGUUGCAUCGUCACCAUCAUCUCAACAAGCUUCAAUUCAUGAUGAUCCUGCUAUUGUAUCAGCUGUUAUGAGUUCAUCGAAUAAGGUCGAUACAUCAAAUUCAUCAAUUUCGAAUCGAUUAAUACAUAAUCUUCAGCAUAUGACAUUAUCUGAUGAACAAUCGAAAUCUUUAUCAAAACAUGAAGAAUCUCGUCAUCGUUCCAAUUCAGGUGAAUUAGGUGCAUCAUGGUCUUUAUUAUCUCCAUCAAAAUGGGAACAUAAUAAUAAUAAUAAUAACACCAAUAACUUUAAAACAUCAUCUCAACAACAUUCAGAUAACAAAAGUAAAUUUUUUGAUGAUUUCAUAUCGAAUAAUACUAAUAAUACAAAUCAAUAUCAAUCGAAUCGUUCCCAUCAACGUUCAUCGCACAACACAAAUUCAACUCAAACAUCACGUGAAAAUGGAAAUCAUUAUAAUGGUGGACAAUAUGAAGAUAAUGGAUUACCAGUUCGACAACCAUUUUUUUCCAAUGAUCGUACUUAUCCUCAAAAACAACAACAACAACAACAUCAACAACUACAACCAGAUCGUUACCGAAAUGGUCAUAAUCAAUAUCAAAAUCAACAUCAACAACAAUAUCAACAACGUUCCUUUUAUAAUAAUCGUCGUCCACCAAUGUCCCAUCAACAACGACGUGGCGGUGGUGGUGGUAUGGGAAAUCGUGAAACAUUUCAAAACAAUCCUGAUGAUUAUGAUGAUGAUUUUGAUUUUGAAACAAGCAAUCUUAAAUUUAAUAAAUUAACAAGUGAAGAUGAAUUUAAACAUCAAGCCGAUGUACCAUUACAAACUCAAGAUGAUAUUGAUUCACCAACUGACUAUCCACUUUUAUAUGAUAAAAAGAAAUCUUUUUUUGAUAAUCUUGCUAUUACAGAUCCGUCAGAUAAUACAUCAGCACCACAUAUGUAUAACCGAUCAAAAAAUACCGAUACAUUUGGUAAUGAUGGUUACCAACGUCAAAAUAACCGAUAUAAUGGAAAUGGAUAUCGAGGAUCGAAUAAUAAUAAUAAUAAUAAUAACUAUUAUCGACAACAACGACGUGGAAAUGAUGAUUUUAAUUACAGACAACAAAAUAGCAACAAUAAUAAUGGAUAUCAUUAUCGUUAUUAA
Adineta steineri is the source of this 1431-nucleotide messenger RNA. Lineage: Eukaryota; Metazoa; Rotifera; Eurotatoria; Adinetida; Adinetidae. The record is from the annotation of a GenBank genome assembly.